GUGCCUCGGCGUUACCAUGACGACCGCAGGUGAGGGGAGAAUAAUGGCGGCCGGGAAGAUUUGUUUGGGAAGGAGGGAAAACGUGGCUGAAGGAGGCUGCCAGGCCGCGGCUCUGGCGCUGGUGGCCGCGCUCUGGGGUGGCAGCGGGCCCUUCCUGAGGGUGGCAUCGGCGGGCGUGGAGCAGCAGCGGGGCCGCGGCCGCCUCCGGCAGCUCCUGGCAGAGCUGCGCUUCCUCGGCCUCAACCGCAAGUACCUGGUGCCCUUCCUGCUCAACCAGGCUGGCUCUCUCCUCUUCUACCUCACCUUGGCCACCACAGACCUGUCCCUGGCAGUUCCACUCUGCAACUCCCUGGCUUUGAUUGUGACCUUGGUGACUGGGAAAAUCCUGGGAGAGGACAUUGGUGGGAAAAGAGCUGUGGCAGGAAUGGUGCUCACCAUGCUGGGAGUCUCCCUGUGCGUGGCUGGGGCCUGAAGGAGAAGCAGAGCAGCAGAACCUGAUCCAAGGCACCUCCCCUCGUGGCUCAGGGGGCUCCAGGCUCAGUUUUGGGAUGGCAAAAUCCAUGGAUUGCAUUCCCUGAGCACCAGGCCCAUCCUAGGUUCAGCCAGUUCUGUGCCUUAAGGGAUUUUUGGUGGCUCUUUUGAGACCACAGUUGUUAAACUGUCUUGUGCUCAGUACUGCAGGGAUAAGAAAUGGUUAAUAAAUUAUCCAUUGUGACCUCCUGGCA
Messenger RNA from Cinclus cinclus, 725 nucleotides. RefSeq names its product transmembrane protein 234 (gene TMEM234). The record is from RefSeq and is a predicted model, not a curated record. NCBI's taxonomy places the organism in Eukaryota, Metazoa, Chordata, Aves, Passeriformes, Cinclidae. The coding region runs from base 17 to 472 and encodes 151 amino acids. The transcript has 5 exons.